AUGGUUACACACUUGCAAGGUUUCAAGUUGCCGUCGAGAAGCAAGCCUGUACAAUCGGAAAUUAAACCCUUUGCUGGAGUGAUUGACGACAAUGAUCAUGUGGAGGAUUAUGUUUCCAAACUCCUAGUGGUGAAGGGCAUCGCUUUUGCCAUCUCAGGUCAUGGUUAUUGUGCAGCUUUUGAUACAGUGAAAAAAUCUAGGUUCUGUUUCCUUAAUAAUUCCCAAAACGAGAAGAUUCGAAAAAUAUUCUACAACAUUAACGACGAAUCAUUGCUUGUUGUAGCAGAGUAUACUUCCAACACAAAAUGUUGGUCCUUGCCAAUGAUACACAUACGAAGAGACACGUACGAAGAAACUCUCCUCAGGAAAGAUUUGAAGUGUUCUCCUCAAUACAGAUCUAUUAUUCUCUGCAUGUGUUCUUUGAAGCUGUCAGCAACAAAGCAGUUAUAUUAUCAGAACCCGAGGCUCUCGGGUGAUAAUGGGGAUGAACUGGCAGAAUUCACCUAUGAAUUAUCCUUUGAAGAUAUAAGACUCGUGAUCUCUUCAACGGAGAAGGUGUUGCUCGUUGAUCAUCGCUUUUGUCUACACAUUUUGGAUUUAAAGAGGUGUGAAAGACAAUAUAGACCUGAAGUAUACUUGCCUUUCAUGGAUACAAUCAUAAUGUCGGAAAAGGACAUGUUUUUUGUCCUAAGAGGGAGGGAAGUCCAAGCAUGA
Asparagus officinalis (garden asparagus) is the source of this 714-nucleotide messenger RNA. RefSeq lists its product as uncharacterized. Lineage: Eukaryota; Viridiplantae; Streptophyta; Magnoliopsida; Asparagales; Asparagaceae. The record is from RefSeq and is a predicted model, not a curated record. The coding region runs from base 1 to 714 and encodes 237 amino acids. The transcript has 7 exons.